Molecule: messenger RNA, 2013 nt
Organism: Botrytis sinoallii
Lineage: Eukaryota; Fungi; Ascomycota; Leotiomycetes; Helotiales; Sclerotiniaceae
Exons: 1
Coding region: 1-2013 (670 amino acids)
Source: RefSeq, a predicted model, not a curated record
AUGUGCAAUACAUACACGAUAAUUCUAAAGUGUAACCACAAACAAAACUACACUUACCGCUGCCCCUUGUAUCUUAGUGCGCCACGACAAAGGUGCGUUAAAACCCCUCCAACUGUUGCUCAUUACUUUGUGAACUGCCGCAAGUGCCGAGGCCAGGAUAGUGACAACUUUGUGGUACACUGGGUGGAGAGGGAAAGCGAGUCUACUGGUAGUAUUUUUGGCAGAAAGGAAGGGAACUGGAGAAAGGGUGAGGAGAACAACUAUAUGUUGGCCAUAGGGACGUUUGAAAUUGUGGCAAAUGGAGAUGAGACUGGCAGGGUGAGGGGUGUUAGGGUAUAUGAGAAUGGAACGGAAGAGGCACGACGCGAGAAGAAAGAGCUGAAGAAUGUUUCUCUAGAUCUUUCUGGAACAAACAAGGCAAGCUUCGACGCUGAACCAUCGCACGAUAUAUAUGAUCAAACAAAUGUAAGCACGCAAGAGCUCAAGCUUGACGGGCUGAGAACGCAAACUCUUCUAAUAAAGGGCAAACCCAAGAAACCCAACGUAUUUGGUAGUCUACGGAAAAUGAUCGUUCGGCCGAGGAGUGAGCAGGACACCGCGGCAACAGGUGAGCAUAAAUCGUCCACACAGGGUACUGUCAAAACAAAACUCAAUAGGUUCAAUACGAUCACUGGCGGUUUCCGAGGAGGAAGGAAGAGCGAAGACAUGGAAGAAGAGGGUUCUCUAUCUGCAUCGGUAGAUGAUCGGAAGGUUGAUGAUGCUACGGGGUACGAGUAUCUUACGCCAAAAGAAUUUCUCGACCUUCAUUUUCAAGGUGUAGUUUCAGGCAGCAGUAGUACGGAUGUUACGAUAUCAAAUGCGAUUUCUGCACCUAUCGAUAUACCUCAAAAAUGUCAAGGGGACACAUCACAGAAACGGACUGCCGAGAAGCGUGCUGGAGAAUAUAUGAGCGAAAUCGGUCGAAAUCCCUUUGCGGACAAUUCAGCAGUUGUCGACUCUUUUAUUAGGGAUUCUGCAAUCUCCGACGUCAAAAAUAGCUACCAGGAAGGGACAUCAGAGCGAUCGAGUCAUGGUACUCAGUCAAGUGGACAAGGAAGAAUGAGCCGGGAAACCGAGUUCUCUCAAGCUGAUGAUGAACGAAUGGAGAUCAUUACCGAGGCAAUCGAUGGAGAUACAAUUAAUCUAACGCCGGACAAUAUCGAUGACGUACUUGCAGUUUGGAAAGGAGGGUUUGGAACUUCAAACCAUUCGUCACCUGAUCACAUACCUCCUCGGCCUCAUGCUUUGAGUCAUUCGGUACACUCUCGCAGUAUUGAAGCCUUGCCGAUGCCUAUACCUUUUCGUUCUCAAGGCUCAAGUUUAGAUGUCGCGGGCUAUAGUGCGAGCUUACCAAAUGUUCAGGAAGACGAGAAGAAAUUUACCAAAACUCAGUGGACGCAGGAGAAUGUUUUCGAGAAAGUAUCUUCCGCGCCUUCUGCAACUUUGCAGCAUGCCGUGGACUUUGUUAAACCGCCGAGGUGUUUUGAUAUGCAGCAGGAAAACAACACGACGAAAGAAAAUCUUCGGGAAUUUGCUUUGCCUAAGAGGAGCAAUACGGGAGAUGAUUCACCACAUUCUCAAUGCCGCCAGGAAACCUCAAAAGAAUUUCCUCCUCAGGUUUUUGCUUUACCCAAAAGGAGUAAUACAGGAGAUGUACCAUAUUCUCGACAACUCUUGGACAAGAGGGAUGAACUUCCUCACAAUUUUUCUUUUCCGAAAAGGAGUAACACAGAACAUGUUCCACACUCUCGACAUCCUCUGGCUAAUGAAAUCACCCGGAGCAACACCCUCGCCAGUAGUCCUCAGGCUCCAACAAGAAGCCAACCCGCAUUACCAGAUAUACAAGAACCUGCACAAGAAACCAUCGCUGGUACUCGAUUACUCUUUUCUGCCCUCAUCUUCUACAAUUCUAUCCCCACCUCGGAAAGGCAAACAAAGCGAGCAAGGUCGCCAAUCACCUCGACUCUGGAAUAG